This is a messenger RNA of Spinacia oleracea (spinach), 1586 nucleotides long. RefSeq lists its product as uncharacterized. Bases 225 to 1268 code for a protein of 347 amino acids. The record is from RefSeq and is a predicted model, not a curated record. The transcript has a single exon. Lineage: Eukaryota; Viridiplantae; Streptophyta; Magnoliopsida; Caryophyllales; Amaranthaceae.
ACCUUCCAAACACAUACUCAAGUUCAACACAGCACGACAUAAAGUUCAUAUAUGAGAAAAAGAAAAAAAAAAAUCACAAACCCCAUACUCAUACUACCACUACUACUCCCACACUACUUAUAACAACUUCAACUACAAUUUUGAGAGGAAAAUAAAAUCCAACUUUUUUUUCCAUCACAUAAAAAUCAUAACUUUUUUUUUACAACAAAUAAAAAUCAAGAAAAAUGAUCAAAGGAAGAGAAAACAAGCUAUUAGGAACUCAAUCAGCAGAUUUCUUAGUAUGUUUCCCAUCAAGAAGCCACCUCACACUAAUGCCUAAACCCAUCUGCAGCCCUGCUCGACCGUCGGAAUCAAACAAACGCAACCACAACCACCACCUUAAAAGGAUCAACACUCGAGCUGCCGCCGCGGGAGGCCAAAACAGCCCACUAGUAUGGUCUAAAAACAACCAAUUACGGCCGGAAAUAGCGGAGCCAACUUCCCCGAAAGUCACCUGCGCAGGGCAGAUAAAAGUGAGGCCGAGCUCAUCAAAAAGCUGGCAAUCUGUAAUGGAGGAGAUUGAGAGGAUUCACAACCGUGGAAAAUCAUCAUCAUCAUCAUCAUCAUCCAAUAAGAAGAAAUCGAAAUUGGUUCAUGGGUUUGGGUUUAAGAAAGAUGUUAUGAAUUUCUUGACUUGUUUGAAGAAUUUACGGGUUGAUUUCCGGUGUUUUGGCCGGUUUCCUGAUUCCGAUAUCAUCAGCUCCGACGACGACGACGACGAUGGAGAAGAAGAAGACGACGAGUUCGAAAACGACGACGUUUUUGAUAUCAAUGAAGAUGAUAAAGAAAACAAAAACAGUAUUAUUACUAAUAACAGUAAUAUUACUAAUAAUAGUAAUAAAAAUAGUCCAUUGUUUUCUAAAUGGUUCAUGGUAUUACAAGAGGAGAAUCAACGGAGAGAUAUUACUACAAUUAGUGAGAAAAUAGUGAACGAUGAAUCUGUUUCGGCUGUUCCGCCGCCGAAUGCUCUGUUAUUAAUGAGGUGUAGGUCUGCGCCAGCGAAGAGCUGGUUAGAGGAGAAAGAAGAUGAAGCUAAAACAGAGGAAGUUGAAACAGAGGAACAAGAUGAUGAAAAGAAGGAGAAGAUGAAGAAAAAAAGAGAUAGUUUGGAAAUAUUGAUGAAAUAUGAUGCAGAUUUUUAUAAUUUGUCUUCAGAAAUUGUUCAGGAAACUUGGGUUAUUGGUGGAUGUAAAGAUACUUUUUCCAGGAGCAGGAGUUGGAGAAGGUGAUCUUCAUUCCUCUGUUUUUUUUUUUCUUUGGAGUAAAAUAAUUUUAUUACUCUUUUUCUAAUAACUUUUUUUACAAUUUUUUGUGGGGUUUUAUUUUAUUAUUUGGGUUUUUUUUUAAUUGGGGAUGAAAAAUCUCAAAUUACCAAAUUUUAUUUUUUUAAACUUUGAUGUUUGUUUCAUAGUGAGUUUUUUUGUGUUUUUUGGAAUUGUAUUGUAAAAUCUUGUACAGUUGCUGAUUUCUUCUGUAAGUUGGGCAAUAAUAUUUUAAAGUACCAACUGAAACAGAGCAAUAUAUGAUAGUGGAGUAUAUUCAUUUUA